This is a messenger RNA of Scaptodrosophila lebanonensis, 839 nucleotides long. It is a transcript of the gene Mp20, whose product is annotated as muscle-specific protein 20. Gene Ontology annotation, molecular function: protein binding. NCBI's taxonomy places the organism in Eukaryota, Metazoa, Arthropoda, Insecta, Diptera, Drosophilidae. The coding region runs from base 10 to 564 and encodes 184 amino acids. The record is from RefSeq and is a predicted model, not a curated record. The transcript is spliced from 3 exons.
CUAAACAAAAUGUCUCUUGAGCGUGCUAUUCGUGCCAAGAUUGCCGGCAAGCGCAAUCCCGAGAUGGACAAGGAAGCCCAGGAAUGGAUUGAGGCUAUUAUCGGUGAGAAAUUCCCCGCUGGUCAGUUGUAUGAGGAUGUGUUGAAGGACGGUCAGGUUCUGUGCAGACUCAUCAACACUCUGCAGCCCAAUGCCGUGCCAAAGGUCAACUCAUCUGGCGGCCAGUUCAAGUUCAUGGAGAACAUCAACAACUUCCAGAAGGCGCUGAAGGAAUACGGCGUGCCCGAUAUUGAUGUCUUCCAGACCGUCGACUUGUACGAAAAGAAGGAUAUCGCCCAAGUUACCAACACCAUUUUCGCCCUGGGCCGUGCUACCUACAAGCAUGAUGAAUUCAAGGGACCCUUCCUGGGCCCCAAGCCUGCCGAUGAGUGCAAGCGCGAUUUCACCGAGGAGCAGCUGAAGGCUGGCCAAACUGUUAUUGGUCUGCAGGCUGGCUCCAACAAGGGUGCCACCCAGGCUGGUCAGAAUAUUGGCGCUGGCCGCAAAAUCUUGAUCGGCAAGUAAAUUUGGAAGCGCAUGUGCGCCAGCAGAUCUUGGACUUGUCAUUCUUUCAUAAUUUAUUUUAAAUAUUUUUGUAAAAGAACUAAAUAUUUUUAAGUUUACAAAACCACAUUAAAAAACAACAAAAAUAUUCCCAAUACACCCACACAUAAACACAAACACAAAAGGAAAAAAACCGCACACUAUAAUUACAUUAAGUAUACGCAUAAGUUAAUUUAUAAAAUAAAAAAGAUAUUGGAGAAAAACGCUUGAAGGAAUUAAAAGUUUGUGAAAACAUC